AGGGACCCAUUCGCCAUGGAGGGCGCCGGCGGCGAGAACGACAAGAAAAAAAUUAGUUCUGAACGUCGCAAAGAAAAAUCCCGAGAUGCAGCCAGGUCUCGUCGAAGUAAAGAGUCUGAAGUUUUUUAUGAGCUUGCUCAUCAGUUGCCUCUUCCCCAUAAUGUCAGCUCACAUCUUGAUAAAGCGUCUGUUAUGAGGCUUACCAUCAGCUACUUGCGUGUGAGGAAACUUCUAGAUGCUGGUGAUUUGGAUAUUGAAGAUGAAAUGAAGGCACAGAUGAACUGCUUUUAUUUGAAAGCCCUGGAUGGUUUUGUUAUGGUUCUCACAGAUGAUGGUGACAUGAUUUACAUUUCUGAUAAUGUAAACAAAUACAUGGGAUUAACUCAGUUUGAACUAACUGGACACAGUGUGUUUGAUUUUACUCAUCCAUGUGACCAUGAGGAAAUGAGAGAAAUGCUUACACACAGAAAUGGUCCUGUUAAAAAGGGUAAAGAGCAAAACACACAAAGAAGCUUUUUUCUCAGAAUGAAGUGUACCCUAACUAGCCGGGGGAGAACUAUGAAUAUAAAGUCUGCAACAUGGAAGGUACUUCAUUGCACAGGCCAUAUUCACGUUUAUGAUACCAAUAGUAACCAGUCUCAAUGUGGAUAUAAGAAACCACCUAUGACAUGCCUGGUGCUGAUAUGUGAACCCAUUCCUCAUCCAUCAAAUAUUGAAAUUCCUUUAGAUAGCAAGACUUUUCUUAGUCGUCACAGCCUGGACAUGAAAUUUUCUUACUGUGAUGAAAGAAUUACUGAGCUGAUGGGAUAUGAACCUGAAGAACUUCUGGGUCGUUCAAUUUAUGAAUAUUAUCAUGCUUUGGAUUCUGAUCAUCUGACAAAAACUCAUCAUGAUAUGUUUACUAAAGGACAAGUCACUACAGGACAGUAUAGGAUGCUUGCCAAAAGAGGGGGAUAUGUCUGGGUUGAAACUCAAGCAACUGUUAUAUACAACACAAAGAAUUCUCAACCACAAUGCAUUGUAUGUGUAAAUUAUGUUGUGAGUGGUAUUAUUCAGCACGACUUGAUUUUCUCCCUUCAACAAACAGAAUGUGUCCUCAAACCUGUUGAGUCUUCAGAUAUGAAAAUGACACAGCUUUUCACCAAAGUUGAAUCAGAAGAUACAAGUAGUCUCUUUGAUAAACUUAAGAAAGAACCUGAUGCUUUAACUUUGUUGGCCCCUGCAGCUGGUGACACAAUCAUCUCUUUAGAUUUUGGCAGCAAUGAUUCAGAAACUGAUGACCAACAACUUGAGGAAGUUCCCUUAUAUAAUGAUGUAAUGCUCCCCUCAUCUAAUGAAAAAUUACAGAAUAUAAACUUAGCAAUGUCUCCAUUACCUGCCUCUGAGACUCCAAAGCCACUUCGAAGUAAUGCUGACCCUGCACUCAAUCAAGAAGUUGCAUUAAAAUUAGAACCAAAUCCAGAAUCAUUGGAACUUUCUUUUACUAUGCCUCAGAUUCAAGAUCAGCCAGCCAGUCCUUCUGAUGGCAGCACUAGACAGAGUUCACCAGAGCCUAAUAGUCCCAGUGAGUAUUGUUUCGAUGUGGACAGUGAUAUGGUCAAUGAAUUCAAGUUGGAAUUGGUAGAGAAACUUUUUGCUGAAGACACAGAAGCAAAGAACCCAUUUUCCACUCAGGAUACAGAUUUAGACUUGGAGAUGUUGGCCCCCUAUAUUCCAAUGGAUGAUGAUUUCCAGUUACGUUCAUUUGAUCAGUUGUCACCAUUAGAAAGCAGUUCUACAAGCCCUCAGAGUGCAAGCACAAUUACAGUGUUCCAGCAGAAUCAAAUGCAAGAACCUGCUAUUAUUGCCAACACUACCACUGCCACCACUGAUGAGUUAAAAACCAUGACAAAAGACAGUAUGGAAGACAUUAAAAUAUUGAUUGCUUCCCCAUCUUCUACCCACAUUGCUAAAGAAAUCACCACUGCCACAACAUCACCUUACAGUGAUACUCAAAGCCGGACAGCUUCACCAAGCAGAGCAGGAAAAGGAGUCAUAGAACAGACAGAAAAAUCUCAUCCAAGAAGUCCUAACCUGUUAACAGUCACAUUGAGUCAAAGAACUACAACUGUUUCUGAGGAAGAACUUAAUCCAAAGAUAUUAGCAUUGCAUAAUGCUCAAAGAAAGCGAAAAAUGGAGCAUGAUGGUUCACUCUUUCAAGCGGUAGGAAUUGGAACUUUACUACAACAGCCAAAUGACGGUGCAACUACUACAUCUCUUUCUUGGAAACGUGUAAAAGGAUGCAAAUCUAGUGAACAACAUGGAAUGGAGCAAAAGACAAUUAUUUUAAUACCUUCUGAUUUAGCCUGUAGACUGCUGGGGCAAUCAAUGGAUGAGAGUGGACUGCCACAGCUGACCAGUUAUGAUUGUGAAGUUAAUGCGCCCAUACAAGGCAGCAGAAACCUACUGCAGGGUGAAGAAUUACUCAGAGCUUUGGAUCAAGUUAAUUGAGCUUUUUCAUAAUCUCAUUCCUUUUUUUGGACACUGGUGGCUCAUUAC
Messenger RNA from Elephantulus edwardii (Cape elephant shrew), 2538 nucleotides. It is a transcript of the gene HIF1A, whose product is annotated as hypoxia inducible factor 1, alpha subunit (basic helix-loop-helix transcription factor). The record is from RefSeq and is a predicted model, not a curated record. The transcript has 15 exons. Gene Ontology annotation, cellular component: nucleus. NCBI's taxonomy places the organism in Eukaryota, Metazoa, Chordata, Mammalia, Macroscelidea, Macroscelididae. Gene Ontology annotation, molecular function: RNA polymerase II transcription regulatory region sequence-specific DNA binding; DNA-binding transcription factor activity, RNA polymerase II-specific; protein dimerization activity. Gene Ontology annotation, biological process: cellular response to hypoxia; regulation of transcription by RNA polymerase II. The coding region runs from base 16 to 2490 and encodes 824 amino acids.